Setaria italica (foxtail millet) is the source of this 1082-nucleotide messenger RNA. RefSeq lists its product as uncharacterized. The transcript is spliced from 3 exons. Lineage: Eukaryota; Viridiplantae; Streptophyta; Magnoliopsida; Poales; Poaceae. The record is from RefSeq and is a predicted model, not a curated record. The coding region runs from base 276 to 830 and encodes 184 amino acids.
CAACCAGUCGAGAGGCACCCGCUCCGCUAACGCGUCAACAUCAGAGCAGCGCGCUAGUGCCGCAUCGCCUCACCACACCACACCUCGCUAAGCUAAGCUAAGCUAAGCCUUUCUGCUAGCUAUCAUCGCCCCUCGCUCGGCCUAAUCCAUCCAUCCCUCUCUUUAGUUUUUUUGUGCCGACGCGCGACGGAGAGGAAAGCGAAGCGAACCCCGUGCUAGGCUGCUAGCAGCUGCAUCAUUCAGUCCCCUCCGUCCGUCCGUCCAGAGAAUUCCUCAUGGCGUCCAUCAUCAUCAUCGCCGUGGUCUUCGUCUUGGACGUCCUCGCCUUCGUCCUCGCCAUCGGCGCCGAGCGCCGGCGGAGCUACGUGACCUAUGUCAGCGUGGACACGUACGGGAGGGCCUUCUGCGUCUACAGCUCCGACGCGUCCACGGUGUACGGCGUCAGCGCGCUGCUGCUGCUGCUCGCCGGCCAGGCGGUCGCCAUGGUCGCCACCCGCUGCUUCUGCUGCGGCCGCGCCCUCUCGCCGGGACGCUGGCGGGCAUGGUCCGGCAUCUGCUUCGUCGUCUGCUGGCUCACAUUCGUGAUCGCGGAGUUGUGCUUGCUGGCGGGAUCGGUCCGGAACGCAUACCACACCAAGUACAUCCCGAGGCCCAGCGACAGCCCGCCUGCCUGCGCGAUGCUCCGCAAGGGCGUCUUCGCCGCCGGCGCCGCCUUCACCUUCCUCACGGCGCUCUUCACCGAGCUCCACUACCUCUUCUACGCCAGAUCACGCGCCAUCGCCGACGUGCCGCCGCCCAUCGUCGGCGGCAUCGGCAUGACCCGCAUGUGAUUCAUCCGUGGUCUCCUCUUUCGUUCAGACUAGGAGUGGUGCUUGACUGAUGGACUGCUUGUACAUGUGCUCGUCCCACGCCCCUGAGCGCGUUCCGCUCCACGGGCCCUUUGACCAGAGUGUGUGUGAUAGUACUGUGAUGUGUUGCCGUGUGUCUCGUCUGCGAUUCUGUCAGGAACAGAAAACCUACAUUGCCGGCUGGGAAUGGAUUUUUCUGUGCAUACAUUCAGAACUAAACUCUGUUUGCUGUCA